CUCAUGUAGUUAGACAGCUCACAUGCAGCAUCGGUCUAUUGGGAUGCAGAAUGACGGCUGAACAUGGACCUCUUUGCUGUCAGCUAGUGUUGGAAUAAUAACCCAUUUUUAAGGCAAACAUGGGUGAGAGCGUCGACGUCAAGUCACUUAUGGCCAAGUUUCACAACCAGGCCAACAUGGUUGACAGCAGAAGCCGUGACAAUGGAUUCCCUCCAGCUCCCCUCAGAAUUGGGAGAGAGAUCCCAUCACGGGCCGAGACAUGCACCAUCGAUGUCACUGAAAAUGAGUCAGCCCGCCACAAACUGUCGUCCACUGUUUCACCCAGCCGUGUUAGACCAGGUUUCUCCCCCAGCCCUACACAGUUCCCAGUACCUCCAAGGGCAGAGCCGGUCACAUGUUCUGCUUCCAGACCUCAGCUGCCUCUGGGUGCCUUCCCCCGACCACCUCCUACUGCUAGUGUUAGAGCCGCCUCCCCGCCGGCAGACACCAGGAUCAAGCAGACAGGAGAAAUUUUACAAAAUGUGAUGCUAAUGCACAAGAGGCCUCCAAACACCAAGCCAGUCCCUAGCCCCCAGGCUCCAGCCUGCCAGUUACCAAGCCGGGGAACUGCAGGGGAGGUGAUACCUCUGAGAAGGCCCCUGCCUCCUGAAGGCCCCCGGCCAAUGAAGCCCAAACGACCCCCGAAAGUAAACCUGGAAGCCUACAUUAAGACCACCAGAAGGCUGCCACUACCAUCAGAAGAAGCACAUCCCAACUGGAAGAAAAGUGAUGGUUUUCCCUCUUCGAGAGGCAGUAGCUUUCCCCCAUCUGGAUUAUCCACGCCACCGCGACCCCCCAACAAACCCAGAGGCCCGUCACACCCACCCACCGCUGUAGAUGUUGAGGAUAACCAAGAAACUUACGAUGACAUUGGAAACUUCGAGACGAGCGACUCCUUCGAUGACAACAGCUCACAGCAUGUGGAGGGGAUGAGCGAUGGUAGCGACGUGUAUGAUUGUAUCGACGAAAAGCAAUUUGAGGAGGACCGAGAUUUUUCAUACAAGAAAACAAAGGAGGUGAAGAAACAAUGGCAGCAGGAUAAGAUUGGUCAGAAGGAACACCAGAAGAGGAUGAAUACAUUGCGAAAAAAAUUUCAGCUGCAGGGCGAGGUGGAGGUCCUCCAUGUGGCCAAGGUCCGACAUGACUGGCACGGAGGGAAACUGGACCUCAGUGUGCGACAAGGAGACAGUGUUGAGAUCCUCCGGGUGAAGAAUAACCCACAGGGGAGGUGGUUAGUCCGCACAUUCACCGGUGACUAUGGUUACAUCAGUAACACGUGUGUGGACAUUGAUUAUGAGGAGGUGAAGCGUAAAGUGCUCCAGGCCAGAGGGAUGGACUUGCCUUCGCUACCCCCUCCACCGCCAGACCCCCCCCGAACCGGCCUCUGUUAUAAUGUGAACUCCUGUAACCAGGUCAAUAGAGGGAUGCCUCAGGAGGAGGAUGACUAUGAUGAUGUUCAACCAAUACCUGAGGAUUUCCCCCCUCCACCUCCUGAGAUCAGCUUGGAUCGUAAGACGGAAAAGGAACUGAGAAAAAAGUUCAAGUUUGAUGGCCCUUUGAGGGUGCUUCACACCAUGAUGGUGGAUCCAAAUUGCAGCAUCAAGAGGCCAGGGGGGAAGCAUUUGGCUGUGGUACAGGGGGAGAUCCUGGAUGUCGUUCAUCUCGUCAGUGAAAAUAAAGCUCUAUGCCGCAACCAGUUUGGCAAAUAUGGCUAUGUGUCGCGAUCGCUUCUUCUUCAGAUGGAAGGGGAAAUCUAUGACGACAUUGAGCAUUCCAAUGAUAUCUAUGACAAUGACUCUAUCAACUGAACACACACGAGCCGUCCCAUGUCAAACUGACUGUUGCUCAAACUAUCGUCUUCGAUUGGACAAUAUGUGCACACACAUACUAUACUCAAACUAGUCAUGAGGAGAGAGAGCGAGAGAUUUGAAUUUAAAAGCAUAUUUAUGUAGUUUACAUUCCAGUCCAACAGCUGAUAUUCAAACUUGUUCGUCUUAUUGUAAUUCAGCUCAUAAAACAAAAAACAUUUUCAGAAAAUGUCUCAUUAAGUAGUUGCUCAACCAGUCUUCAGUUGGACAACAUGCACACACAUACCAUACUCAAACUAGUCAUGAGGAGAGAGAGACAGAGAAAGAGAGAUAGAUAGAUUUGAUUUUCAGAAGGACAUUUAGUUUACAUUCCAGUCCAACAGCUGAUAUUCAAACUUGUUUGUCUUAUUGUAAUUCAGCUCAUAAAACAAAAAACAUUUUCAGAAAUUGUCUCAUUAAGUAGUUGCUCAACCACCGUCUUCAGUUGGACAACAUGCACACACACCAUACUCAAACUAGUCAUGAGGAGAAAGAGAAAGAGAGAGAGAUAGAUUUGAUUUUCAGAAGCACAUUUAUUUAGUUUACAUUCCAGUCCAACAGCUGAUAUUCAAACUUAUUCGACUUAUUGUAAUUCAGCUCAUAAACCAAAAAACAUUUUCAGAAAAUGUCUCAUUAAGUAGUUGCUCAACCACCGUCGUCAGUUAGACAAUGUGCACACACAUACCAUACUCAAACUAGUCAUGAGGAGAGAGAGAGAGAGAGAGUGAAAGAGAGAUUUGAUUUUCAAAAGCACAUUUAUUUAGUUUACAUUUCAGUCCAAUAGCUGAUAUUCAAACUUAUUCAUCUUAUUGUAAUUCAGCUCAUAAAACAAAAAACAUUUUCAGAAAAUGUCUCAUUAAGUAGUUGCUCAACCACCGUCUUCAGUUGGACAACAUGCACGCACACACCAUACUCAAACUAGUCAUGAGGAGAAAGAGAGAGAGAGUGAAAGAGUGAAAGAGAGAUUUGAUUUUCAAAAGCACAUUUAUGUAGUUUACAUUCCAGUCCAACAGCUGAUAUUCAAACUUAUUCAUCUUAUUGUAAUUCAGCUCAUAAACCAAAAAAGUCUCAUCAAGUAGUUGCUACCAUACUCAAACUAGUCAUGAAGAGAGAGAGAGAGAGAGAGAGAGAGAGAGAGAGAGAGAGAGAGAGAGAGAGAGAGAGAUUUAAUUGGCUGAUAUGAGCCUUAUGAAAAUAAUAACCAAGUUACCAUUGCAUUGCUGUUUAACAAACUGCUUGUAGAUAAACUCG
This is a messenger RNA of Lampris incognitus (smalleye Pacific opah), 3137 nucleotides long. RefSeq names its product FYN-binding protein 1. The transcript has 16 exons. The record is from RefSeq and is a predicted model, not a curated record. Gene Ontology annotation, cellular component: plasma membrane. Gene Ontology annotation, molecular function: protein binding. Gene Ontology annotation, biological process: T cell receptor signaling pathway; integrin-mediated signaling pathway; protein localization to plasma membrane. Bases 120 to 1847 code for a protein of 575 amino acids. NCBI's taxonomy places the organism in Eukaryota, Metazoa, Chordata, Actinopteri, Lampriformes, Lampridae.